GAAGCGGCUGGGCAGGAGAGCGCUGCUGUACAAUGACCGCAGCCUCCGGACGGGAGCAUCCCGAAGCCGAGUGUCCGCAGCUGGAAGCGUCCGCGUCCUUCUCCGCACCCCACGAGAAACUGUCAGUCGGAAACGGUUCGUCUGGAAGACAGAGCCAGACGUGGACCGGCAGCCCGACCCUAGAGGGAAGCGUCACCGAGCCGCUGGUUCCCCCCGCCACGGCCGCCGCCGCGUACAUCAUGACAUCGGGAGAAUUCCUGCAGAGCGCCCCGCUGUUCGCUCGCAGGUCCAGGCGGAACCUCCUCUACAAGGUCCUCUGCUUCCUCAUCCUCGUGUUCCAGGGCGGCGUUCUGGAUUUCUACCUGAUCGUGUUCACCGACCUCUACUGGUCUUCGUGGGUGGCCACAGACUUGGUGGUCAUCACGGGCUGGGGGAUUUUCUUCGUGAAGAACGCCAGGAGCAAACGGGAGCGUGCCUGUGGCUUUCACCAGAAGACCUCCAUCUUCGGCUGCAACCUAGGAGAGUUCACCUUUGCCUACCUGGCCUGGCUCAUCUAUGUCAUUGCCUGCACGCCGAAGGUGGUGCUCAUCCUUGAGACGUCCAUACUAGACCUAAUUCAGCUGAAGGUGUUGUUGGGCAUCACUGGGCUCAAGAUAAUCAUGAUGCUGUCUGUGCCUCUACUUUACUGCCUCAUAAAUUCAAUCAUUGAAGACUUGAAUGGAGCUAGCCGGUACUACUCCCAAAGCUGUUUUAUGAAUACCUUCUUGGACCUGCUGGACAGCUUCACCCUGGUGGAGAUGCUGCUGAUGAAGGAGAUUCCCACCAGUUACCUGAAGUAUACCGUGCUCUCCGUACACUUUGUGGCCCUGGCUGUCCCUGUUCUUUGGCUUUAUGAGUUGACAUCUUCUCAAAUGAAUUGUCGUUGGAUCUGGGCCAGGUUCCUCUCAGGCUUGCUGGUCAAUGUGCCGUUGCUUGUGGUCAGAUGUCUGCUCAUUUAUGUUUAUAGGAUGCCUGUUUCAGUGUUCAUGUUUAAGAACAUGUUCUUCCUGGGUUGCAAGUGCCUGGAGAUGGUAGAGCAAUGCGUGGCAUUGAAGGGGGUCAGGAGGUUAGCUAGUGACCACCCUACACAGGUGUCCCAUUGUGUCUCUGAGAAUGACAUGUGUCCUCAUGGCUAUGUCAACACCUUGGCAGUCAACACUCAGUCCUAAACAUCUCUUAGGAAUUGAAUCUUGUGGGACCAAAUGCUAUUUGAUAUAGUAUGAUUUCUCUCUGAAAUGAAAUUCCAGCAGGUGCUAAAACAUAACACCACAGUAUAUCAUAAAUCAGUACAUCACCCUUUUUACCAACAAGGUUGCAAUGCAAGGGUCAUUUUUGUGGGGGUGCAAUAAUUUAUGUGGUAUGUGUUAUUUCGUGACUUGCAUUCUUGCAUUGCAUGUGUAUAGUGUCGCGCACUUUAACG
Messenger RNA from Scleropages formosus (Asian bonytongue), 1459 nucleotides. RefSeq names its product transmembrane protein 121B (gene tmem121b). The record is from RefSeq and is a predicted model, not a curated record. NCBI's taxonomy places the organism in Eukaryota, Metazoa, Chordata, Actinopteri, Osteoglossiformes, Osteoglossidae. The transcript has a single exon. Bases 33 to 1208 code for a protein of 391 amino acids.